Messenger RNA from Haliotis rufescens (red abalone), 2998 nucleotides. Its product is annotated as WD repeat-containing protein 3-like. Gene Ontology annotation, molecular function: snoRNA binding; protein binding. The coding region runs from base 162 to 2960 and encodes 932 amino acids. Gene Ontology annotation, biological process: maturation of SSU-rRNA. NCBI's taxonomy places the organism in Eukaryota, Metazoa, Mollusca, Gastropoda, Lepetellida, Haliotidae. The transcript is spliced from 26 exons. Gene Ontology annotation, cellular component: small-subunit processome; Pwp2p-containing subcomplex of 90S preribosome. The record is from RefSeq and is a predicted model, not a curated record.
AAUAUACCCCUGAAGUAACUCUACACAGGGUCAUUGCCUUACAACGUAGCAGGGAGCUCAACAAUCCAUGCGCAAGAGAACACGUGCUUCCGGAAUAUUCAUUCCCAUUUUCAGACAAGACAACAUGGGAAAAGGCAACGUUGUGACCAGAUAAGUCCAUAAUGGGUUUGACCAAGCAGUAUCUAAGAUAUCAACAUAGUGCUGUAUUUGGUAUUGUGGGAAGUCAGAAGUCUAACAUUGUAUUUCUUGACAUCCGAGGAACUAGAGGAAAGUAUUGUGCAGUGGGAGCCUGUGAGAAUGUCCUUAUUUGGGAUCUACGCACAGGAGAGAAGUUCAACGACCUUAAAGGAGACAAACAUGAAGUAACGGUUAUAUGCCGCUGUCCGGACAAGCGCCAUCUGGCUGUAGGGUACGAUGAUGGAACAGUUCGUGUGUUUGACCUGACGUCUGGUGACCUCCUCAUCACAUUCAGUGGCCAUAAGUCGGCCGUUACAGCGCUGCGAUAUGAUCGACAGGGUCUGCGACUUGUGUCAGGGGCCAGGGAUACUGAUGUAAUUGUAUGGGACAUCGUCAAUGAGUCUGGCUUGUUCAGAUUGAGAGGUCACAAAGGGCAGAUAACCCAAGUUUGCUUCCUGAAAGAAAAUAAUGUGCUGGUAACAAGUUCCAAAGACACAUUUAUCAAGUUUUGGGAUCUUGACACCCAGCAUUGCUUCAAGACACUAGUUGGACAUCGCAGUGAGGUGUACGACUUUGUUCUGUUGAAAAAUGACCAUCGUCUGGUGACAGGAUCCUCCGACAGCGAGCUGAGGGUCUGGGACAUCACUUAUAAAGGGCAGGAAGUUGCAGAUGCUGCUGAGAGUCCGGAGAAGAAGCUGAAGCUAGAUACAAGUGAAGAUGAAGAGGAAGAAGAAGAAAGUGAACUGAACAUCCUCAAGUGCACCAAAGUUGGAUCUGUCAUGAGAUUGGGCCGAGACAGAGUGGUAUCCAUGGUAACAGAUGAAUUAGAAAGUAUACUCGUCUGUCAUGGCAAUGCUGCAAAUGUGGACGUGUUUGCCCUGCCAUCUGAGGAGAAGCUCAAGAAACACCUCGCCAAGAGGGAAAAGAAAGCCAAAAGAAAACUGAAGGAGGAGGAGGGAGAGGGAGAGGUCACUGUGGAGAUCAAGCUGAUGGAUGAGAUCAAGAGAAUGACUGCAGUCAAGAUGGCCGCCAAAGUGAGGGCGCUUGACCUCCUGGAGGAGCAGGAAGGGGAGUCAGUGAAGUGUGUGUGCCUGCUCAACAACAACUCCAUACAGACGUCGGCCAUACACGUUGACAACAAGAAGGCGGAGUUGUCUGAUGUGAAAACGCUCGGCCUCCCGGCUCACCGAACCACACCACGGACCACAUGCUUCAGCUCCGACAACCUGGCCAUACUGUCUGCCAGCAGCGAGUCCAUCAAGAUCUGGAACAGGGACUCACUGCAGCCUAUCCGCACCAUGCCGUGUGAGUACGCCAUCACCUCCAUGUUUGCCCCGGGGGACAGACACGUCAUAAUCGGCACCAAGAGUGGGAAGCUGCAGAUAUUUGAUGUGGCGUCAGGAUCCCUGCUGGAAGACAUUGAGGCUCACUCCGGUCCCCUGUGGUCAGUCUCCAUGGCCCCAGACAAGAGAGGCAUAAUGACUGGCAGCGCUGAUCACAACAUCAAGUUCUGGAACUUUGAGCUCAUUAAAGAUGAAGAACAUUCCUCAACCAGCAAACGUCUUACCCUGGAGCACAAGAAGACACUGAAGAUGGACGAAGAUGUGCUGUGUGUCAAGUACAGUCCUGACCAGAAGUUUGUGGCAGCCUCGUUGAUGGACAACACGGUCAAGGUGUUCUUUUCCGACACACUGAAGUUCUUCCUGUCGAUGUAUGGCCACAAGCUCCCAGUGUUGUGUAUGGACAUAUCGUCUGACAGCACGCUGCUGGUCACUGGAUCUGCCGACAGGAAUGUCAAGAUCUGGGGAAUGGACUUUGGAGACUGUCACAAGUCUAUAUUUGCCCAUGACGACAGCAUCAUGUGUAUACAGUUCGUGCCCCGGACUCACCUGUUCUUCAGUGGCGGCAAGGACAGGAAGCUCAAACAGUGGGAUGCAGACAACUUCGAGCUCGUCUCAACACUCCAGGGUCACCAUGGAGAGGUGUUCAGUCUGACUGUCAGCUCCAGUGCUAACUUUGUGGUGUCGGGCUCCCAGGACCGGUCCCUGCGUCUGUGGGAGAAGACACAGGAGGUGCUGGUGCUGGAGGACGAGAGGGAGAUGGAACGUGAGCAGGAGUUUGAAGAGGCGAUAUCUAAUGAAAUGGAGGUAGUGGUACCAGGGGAGACAACCACUGAGGUCGCUCUGGCUGGGAAGAAAACGGUGGAAACUGUUAAGGCGGCUGAGCGGCUGAUGGAGGCCAUCGAGGUGUACAGGGAGGAGAGCGCCAACAUCCAGCUGCACAAGGCCGAGUGUCAGAAGACGGGCAAGGAGCUGGCUCCUCCCCAACUGAACCCACUCAUCCUGGCGUAUGGAGUUACCUCCCCUACACGCUACCUGCUGGAGGUCAUCAAGAGGAUAAAAUCAAGUGAGCUGGAGGAGGCGCUGUUGGUGCUGCCGUUCGGCUACGUGAUGGACCUGCUGAAGGUGCUGGACAUCUUCCUCCAGGCCGGAUGGGAGCCGGAGCUCUCCUGCCGAUGCCUCCUCUUCCUCCUCAGAGUACACCAUGGUCAGAUUACCUCGAGCCAGGCGCUGCUGCCGGUCAUAGACAGACUCAGGACAUGCACUCUCACACAGGUCACACAGCUCAGGGACCAGAUUGGGUUCAACUUGGCCGGGCUACAGUUCCUGCAGGGUCAGAUCGAGAGGACAGACGAGGUCAUGUUCUUCAAGGAUGCCACAGACCGACUCCGAGAGAAGAAGAGGAAGAGGAAAAAGAAAGUCAUACUUGCGAUCAAAACAUGACAUUGUAUAUUUACUGAAAUAAAUUGUUUUAUUAUGAA